Messenger RNA from Fusarium verticillioides 7600, 108 nucleotides. RefSeq lists its product as hypothetical. The transcript has a single exon. The record is from RefSeq and is a predicted model, not a curated record. NCBI's taxonomy places the organism in Eukaryota, Fungi, Ascomycota, Sordariomycetes, Hypocreales, Nectriaceae. Bases 1 to 108 code for a protein of 35 amino acids.
AUGGCUUCGAACUGGUACAAGGGAGGGGUCGAUGGCGGCGAACUGUCGUUGGGUGAUUGUGCGGCUCAUGUGUUUUCUGCUAGGAAGGGUGGUGUUGACAAGCAGUAG